Nematocida minor is the source of this 2631-nucleotide messenger RNA. RefSeq lists its product as uncharacterized. NCBI's taxonomy places the organism in Eukaryota, Fungi, Microsporidia. The record is from RefSeq and is a predicted model, not a curated record. Bases 1 to 2631 code for a protein of 876 amino acids. The transcript has a single exon.
AUGAAAAAUCAGGAAUUAAGGAAAAUUCUAGGUAUGGGCAUUGCGCUGCUUGCUUUCUUUACCAUGGCGUGCGAGGGAAGCGGAAAUCCUUGCAGUAAGGAUGAUGCCAGCGCUAAUGCUCUGUCUACUGGAGGAAAAAGAAAAGGACAGAAAACAGACAGUUCCAUGGAUGCGCCUGCAGAUGAGCCUAAAUUCAAAAACAGGAAAAAGAAGAAAGAAGAUGAUCCGUCGAAGGAGGCGUCGAGUGCCAGCUGUUCGCAGCAGGAGAUUGAAAUCAUGAUGGAGGACAGCGAGCAGCCAGCUCUGGAUGAAGAAAUGUCAGAGCCUGAAGAGACAGGAGAAGAUAAACAGGAGGGCUUAAAACCAAAAAAAAUUGACAUUAGGCUGUGGAAAGUCAGAAGACUGGAGAACAAAAGGAGAAAGGGGUACAAGGCAACGCACCAAGCCAUAUACACCACCUCUUUUUCUGAUGAGUACAUAGCCCGGGAGGCAAAAAUGAAGUGCUAUCAGGAAAGGCUGAAAAACGACAUUAAAGUCUUUUCAACAGAAAUUGCCCCUUCGAUAACAGAGAGCCCGCUGUGGUAUUUUAUUGCAAUUUUGUCUACAAACAUAAAGACAAAGUACAGAGAUCUCUGGACACUGAAUGCGCUGUUUGCGGACAAGAAAGAUGAUGAGUACAGGAAAAUAGUAGAGAACCUUGACGGAUACUAUCCCGGUUUGUUUGACGACCUGAUAGCGUAUGUGAAAAAACACCAGCCAAUGAGAACAAAGAAAAAAGACCCUUUGACAUACUGGAGAGAAACCUUGGGCGAUGUCUAUAUACGGAAAGAAAUUGAGCCAAACUUCCACAUGCUGGAAGGCCAGAAAGAGAUCUGCCAGAUAAAUGGAAAAUACCAUGGAAUAGUGCACGCAGUCCGCAUGAUUCUGAUGCUGCCGGAAGUGUACGAAGACUUUUCCAAAAUGAGCAUAUACCACCUGUCCAAGACCCAAACAUCUGACGACCCGCUUGCAGAUAAAAAAAACAAAAAAAUUCUCAUGGCACUACACGGCAUAGUUAAAAGAAUAAAAAAUAACGAGGAACGCACAGCCAAUGUGUACAAAGAGCUCUACAACUCUUUUACACAGAUAUACGACGCGGAUAAAAUGUUGGAGAUAAGUGCCACUGACCUGUACAAAGAUAUUUAUACAGCUCUCGGGAAGUUCUAUGAAGAAGCAGAGGUUUUUGAUGAAAAUAAGUAUAUUCUCGCAGGGAAGCCUGUGAUAAAAAACCAGAAAUAUGCGAAAUGUGUAGUAAAGUCAGAUAUACUCUCAGAGGAUCUGGAUAGACGAGUUCUAAGCGCAGAAUACGCAUCUGAGGAGGGCAGAUGGAAUGUUUCACUCAAUGUGCAUAAGCACUACCACGUGUACUAUGUUGACAACACAACAAACCAGGUCAGACUGCUCUGCAUGCCCAUACACCAAGAAAGUGAAAGCAAGGAAGAGCUGUACCUGCACACAAUUAACGACAUAGUAGAGCAUAUAAAUGAGCUGUAUCAAAUAGACGCAGACUCAGGCCAAAUACACCCUUUUAAGGUGAAAAAAGGGACUAGGAAGUGGUCGUACAUCAAAGGGAAAGAGAGAAAACAAACGAUGAAAGACUUUGCAGAAUACGAAGUAGUCUUCUACCGCAUUGAAGAAGACCCAAGCGUAAAAAAGUUCACGUUUGCAGAGUUUAGGCCUUUGGACCUGCAUGAGAAAGGGUGUAUCUGCAUUCCUUUGUUUCUUACUCCUCUGGUGCAAUUCGCAGUCAAAUUGGGGCCUUUUAACAAGAGAGAAGAACAUGAAGAGAUUGAAUCGAUAGAGUUUGAGGAUAAAGUGCCUAGCAUCUACGAGUACAACAACAAGAACAAGAAAAAGGGGUUUUCCAGUGUGCACAAAUACUACAGCAAUCUAUACAUACUGCCGGACGCAGAAAAGAAAGUUUCUGUAGACUGCUACACCAUGGAGUGCCAGAGCGUUAGGCAGCAAGAUAAUACUAUUGAGGCUGUGUGGUAUGUGAGAACACCCGAUAGCGUGGACGAGUGCACACACUUCAUACCAGAUGAGACUUUCAGAAAAAAAGAAAACUUGGAAAAGUUUAACAAUUUUAUCGAAACAUUGAAGUCAAGGGAAUAUAAUAAGGGAAGCGAUCUGCAGGGCUUCUGGCUAAGCACUGACAGCACAGGGGAUGAAAUGGCAGAAAACACGGCUGAUGAAAUGCAUAUAUGGCUGCCAAAUAGAAAAUGCGAUAGAAGUAUGGCCAAAAAGACCCUGAAAGACUACCGCCUGGAGAUCAGCUUGACAAAAGAAAAGAUAAAAACAGUAGAGAACGAGCAGCAGAAGAGUUCGGAAGAGCUAAGCAGCUCUGAAGACGCAGUAGAGGUAGCGAGAAGAAAGAAAUCGGUGAACUCUUCGAAAAACUACACAAAAAAGAAGCUGAAAAUCCUGUAUCAAAAUCUAUACAUAAAAAGAUCUGAAAGGCCGAACACCCGCAUGGAGCUCAUAGCAUUCCGCAACGUGAACAACAGCAAGUCCAAUAUAGGAGCAAACAACGAGAUUCUUGACAUCUUAAUCACCCGUUACAACCACAUGUCGCCGCGUAUUAUUGAAUAA